UGGGUAACCUUCCCCAUAAAGAGAAAGAACACCCAAUAGUCUAUUUUUUCUGUCACGAUUCCCAUUUCACAACCCAAACCCCAAAUUUAUAAUCUUUUUCCAAACCCCAUUGUUUCCCCUAAAAAAAAUCCCCCCUAAUUCCGCUCAUUUGUCGUUUCUUUGAUUCUUGAAGCGGUCUACUCGGCGCGUGGCCGAUCUCCGUCAGCUCAUGGCGGCGGGGACAAUGGCGACGGCUGCCGGGGCGGCGUUGAUGCUGUUUUAUGUGCUGAGCCGGCGGCUGUCGCGGAAGGCGGAGGAGGACAGCGAGGAUCACGGAGGCGGCGGCGACGUGUCGAAAUCGAGCAGAUCGGUGCGCCGGAGAAGGCUUUCGAGGCGGCCGGCUCAGGCUCCGGCGACGCUGCUGGAGUCGAUCGGAACGCUGUCGGAGACUUUGAGGUUCACGUAUUCCGAGACCUUCGGGAAGUGGCCAAUCGGCGAUUUGGCCUUCGGAAUCAACUACUUCAUGCGCAAGCAGGGUAAUUUGGCAGUUGCAAGUGUCUAUGCUGGGAGUGAUUCUGUGCAGCUCAAAGGGGAUGGGAUAAUUGUGGAGCUGUACGAGUUGUUGAGGCUUUUGACUUUGUGUAUGCUUUUCUCUAAGAAGCCAUUUCCUGUGUUUUUAGAUUCUGCUGGGUUUUCCCUUGAUGAUGUGCUCAUUCAGAAACCGAAAGCUGGGCUUCUGAAGCCUGCAUUUACAAUUAUAUGUGAUACACAAUCAAAAUGUUUACUUCUACUGAUCCGGGGUACUCAUAGCAUAAAGGACACACUGACAGCUGCAACUGGUGCUGUAGUCCCUUUUCACCAUUCAGUUUUAAAUGAUGGUGGGAUUAGCAACUUGGUUUUGGGAUAUGCACAUUGUGGCAUGGUUGCUGCUGCUAGAUGGAUUGCAAAGCUUUGCACUCCUACCCUACUUAAGGCUCUUGAUGAAUUUCCAGACUUCAAAGUCAAGAUUGUUGGACACUCACUUGGUGGCGGUACUGCUGCACUAUUGACCUAUAUUCUUAGAGAGCAGAAAGAGUUCUCUUCAAGCACAUGUGUCACUUUUGCUCCAGCUGCUUGUAUGACAUGGGAGUUAGCAGAAUCAGGAAAACACUUUAUUACAACCAUUAUAAAUGGUUCUGAUUUGGUGCCAACAUUUUCAACUUCAUCCAUUGAUGAUCUCCGAUCUGAGGUCACUGCAUCCUCUUGGUUGAAUGAUUUACGGGAUCAGGUUGAACAUACGAAGGUCCUGAAUGUUGUCUACCGAUCUGCAACUGCACUUGGAUCUCGCUUACCAUCUAUUUCCAGUGCAAAAGCUAGGGUAGCUGGUGCUGGUGCUAUUCUAUGGCCAGUAACCAGUGGCACACAGGUUGUGAUGAGGCGUGCACAGAGUGUUGCUGAGGCUGUUGUCAGAACUCGGUCAUCACUGUCAUCAUGGUCUUGCAUGAGUGCACGCCGCAGAAAUGUGGGUCCAUCAGUAAACUCUAAAUCAGAGGAUUUAACCGAAGCAUCUCUAAUAUCUGCAAGGAACACAGAAUCUGUUAUGACUGAAGAGGUAGUAGUAGAACCUAUGCUUAAGGAUGAAAGUACAUCCUCAAGUGGAGGAUCUGGCCAUGAUGACACAGAUGAAGAAGAGCCUCUCAUUCCUGCUAAUCAAGACAUCACUGCAACAGCUGUUGACGAAUUAACAGAAGGCCAGUUAUGGUAUGAGCUAGAGAAGGAGCUUCAAAAGCAGGAUAAUGUUAUGAACAUUCAUGCUCAAGAAGAAGAGGCCGCAGCAGCAAAAGAGAUCACAGAAGAAGAGAGUCAACUUGUUGAUGCUGCUGCAGAAUGCAGUAGCAGUUCAAUCACUACAUCAGACAAUUUGGACAGCCAUCGAUUUUAUCCCCCUGGCAGGAUCAUGCAUAUUGUUCCUGUACCUUCAUCGGAUGAAUCAAAUUCAAAUUCUGAUGACCCUAUAGAAGAACAUGUCUGCUUAUAUGAAACUCCCAGAGAGCUGUACAGCAAGCUCAGACUUUCAAGAACCAUGAUAAAUGAUCAUUACAUGCCCAUGUAUAAGAAGAUGAUGGAACUAUUAAUACGAGAACUAGAGAAAGAUAGCAACUGUAAUAUCUUGAAUUAAAGGAAACAAAAUAGCAAUUGCAAAAUUGUUAGUGGACUGAGUACAUACAUAUUUCAGUUCUUUUUUUAUCCUUGCUGGCUACUGCCAUGCUGUAGAAAAUUUUGGUUGUAUGAAUUUGAUUCUUUUAUGGUAGGUACAUGUAUAAAAUGAGAAAUUAAAGAUGUAUUUAUUGUU
This is a messenger RNA of Vigna angularis (adzuki bean), 2311 nucleotides long. RefSeq lists its product as uncharacterized. Gene Ontology annotation, biological process: lipid catabolic process. Bases 209 to 2137 code for a protein of 642 amino acids. Lineage: Eukaryota; Viridiplantae; Streptophyta; Magnoliopsida; Fabales; Fabaceae. The transcript is spliced from 7 exons. The record is from RefSeq and is a predicted model, not a curated record.